Molecule: messenger RNA, 3642 nt
Organism: Talaromyces atroroseus
Lineage: Eukaryota; Fungi; Ascomycota; Eurotiomycetes; Eurotiales; Trichocomaceae
Exons: 6
Coding region: 1-3642 (1213 amino acids)
Biological process (GO): signal transduction; actin cytoskeleton organization
Cellular component (GO): cytoplasm
Source: RefSeq, a predicted model, not a curated record
AUGGCGCCAGAUCGAACCUUGCCCGACAUCCUCAUGCCGGGGAAUGGCGGUUCUGGAAGUCCCCGCCCCUGGGGGAGUGGUGCUGGAACGAAUUCCCAGAACCCAUCCCCUAUAUCUCCGAUCGAUGGACAUCUUCCAUUUGAAAGAGCUCCUCCAGGCAGCACUCCAUUAGCCGUCGCGGCUCCAGCUCCCGUGUAUCAGCCGGACAACCGUGUUGGAAGACGUCAGGAUGUCAACCCCGCCGAACCUCUUGACCAGGAAACAAUUGAUAAACGCGACAUUCCGGCUCCGCGAGAACGGUCUCGUACAAAGAAUAGAACUACACACACUUGCAACAAGUGUGGCGAUCCUUUAACGGGACAAUUUGUGCGCGCUCUUGGUGGAACCUUCCAUUUGGAAUGCUUCAAGUGCAAUGAUUGCGGGGAGAUUGUCGCUUCUAAAUUUUUCCCAGUUGAUGCGGAGGACGGCAACGGACAAUACCCAUUAUGCGAGACAGAUUAUUUUCGGAGAUUGAACCUCCUUUGCCAUGAUUGCGGUGGUGCUCUACGGGGCUCAUACAUUACUGCUCUCGAUCGUAAAUACCACAUCGAACAUUUUACUUGCUCCGUCUGUCCGACCGUGUUCGGGGCCCAAGACUCUUAUUAUGAGCACGAGGGCAAUGUGUAUUGCCACUACCAUUAUUCCACACAGUUUGCUCAAAGGUGUAAUGGUUGCCAUACUGCCAUUCUCAAGCAGUUUGUUGAAAUCUUCCGCAAUGGUCAGAACCAGCAUUGGCACCCGGAGUGCUACAUGAUCCAUAAAUUCUGGAAUGUCCGACUUGCCCCGGCUGGCCAACUGCUCGAUAGGCCCGAACUGGACGGCGAAGCAACAGAUUCAGAUCGUGAAAAGGUGCGGCAAGAAGAAGAUCUUAUGGAGGAGAAAGUCUACAAGAUUUGGAGUAUUCUGUCGACCUUCGAAGAGUCUUCAGCUGCUUGCAUAUCCGAAAUGCUUUUGCAUGUCAGCAAUGGUGCCUAUGUGGACGGCGUUUUAGUCGCAAAGAGUUUCAUCUCUCACGUGGAGAUUCUUUUCGCGGCCAUUGAUAUGCUGGCUUUGAAGUUGAAAGAACAGGAAAUGAAAGAUCUAUCCUACGCGCGUGAAGCAAAACUCUUAUGUAAAAAAAUUGUAGCCUUCUUUUCGCUUCUGUCUAAGACACAAGAGACUGGGGUGAGGAAGCUUGGCGUCACACAGGAGCUCUUAUCGCUAGUUACGGGCCUUGCACAUUACCUCAAACUUCUAAUUCGGAUCGGUCUACAGGGGGCUCUGAAGCUUGAGCGCGAAAGAAAUACAUCCGAAGCUCUCUUCAAAUUCUUAGACCAUCUUGAGAAUAGACUUCAGGAUCUCAAAGCAUCCGAAGAAGGACCGCCGGAUCUCAUGGCUGGAGUUGCUGCUUUGGCGGACCAGUUCUCCGAUUGCUGCGCAGCAUGCAAAGAUCCGAUUGAUGAUGCAUGUAUCAUACUGAACGACAAAAGAUGGCAUAUCAAGCCCCCUCACCUUGUUUGCAGUUCUUGCCAGAAGGAUCUCACCGUGGACCUUCCAGAUGGCGUCUGGAGUGAGAAAGAACAGCGACCGUUUUGCCGUAAUUGUGCUUUGCACAAAGGCCGAGUACCUGAUGCACAAGAUGGCUUUGAACAUGUCACUAAAUUAGUCCAGUAUGUGUUUUUGUUGCAAGUGGCCCUUGCAAGGCUGCUCUCAGUAUUACGAUCAAGCGGCACGAUUCCACAUAGCACAGACGACCCUAACCUGAACGAUUACGAUGCAAAUGAAGGCCAUCGCGUGGAAACUGCCGGGGGGGGGUUGACAGCGGGAGCUGGUCCCCGGGCAACAAAUACUCGCUCCCAAUCUUUUACCGGGUCGUCCAAGAAUGAAGAAUCAUCACUUGAACAGACUGUCGGGGAAAUGCGAAGACUCCGGUCUAUUCGCAACGAAAGGACUUUGUCUACAACUUAUAAAAAGGCUCGAGCGUCGAGAAUCAUUGACGGCCCUGAAGGAAGGAGUGUACGCCCGGGUUCAUCCGGAGGCGAAGGAAUCGACCCCAGGAAUCCGGGCUUUCAGAUUAUUGAGGAGAAAGACGUCAAUGGCGAACCGGUAAAUGAGUUACAUUUUGGCCACCAGGAUGCUCUCACUUUGGAUGAUAUACCUCGAAUUGUCGCCGCUGAACAAGCGAAGGAGCAACGACCAAACGCAUCCAAGUACGCUGGAACUAAUCUCAUCAACUCCGAUGACUAUCAAACCAAGUAUAGCCCAGGUCAUCGACGCGAAGUGUCUGGUGGGCCGGACCAACUCCAAGUCGAUGUCACCGGAUUGAAGGCGAAGAAGUAUUUCUCAGAGUUGUCAGCUCUCGAGUACUUCAUUGUUAGACAUGUUGCUGUGCUUUCCAUGGAGCCACUCCUGGAAGGACACUUCAAUCUGGAAGAGUUGCUUUCUUUGAUUGAGUCACGCAAACCUACAAUCUGGAACAUCUUUGGACGCGCAUUCAACAAGGAAGGAAAGAAAGUCGGAAAGAAGAAGGGCGUAUUUGGUGUUAGCCUUGAUUACCUUGUUGAAAAAGAGGGUGCCGAGUCUACUCAUGGAGUUGGACCUGGUGCUUUACGUAUCCCCGCCCUUAUUGAUGAUGCGGUAUCCGCAAUGCGUCAGAUGGACAUGUCUGUUGAGGGAGUAUUCCGGAAAAACGGCAACAUUCGUCGAUUGAAAGAACUUGCAGACUUGAUUGAUAACAAGUACGAACAAGUUGAUUUGAAUAGAGAAAGCCCUGUUCAGGUUGCCGCACUAGUGAAGAAAUUCCUGCGAGAGAUGCCAGAUCCUCUCUUGACUUUCAAACUUCAGCGUCUCUUUAUCAUUUCACAGAAUAUUCUUAACUCACACACGGCGACAGAAAUCUCGGACCCCGAAAAGCAGAAACGUGUCUUGCAUCUAACCUGCUGUUUGUUACCAAAGGCUCAUCGGGAUACUAUGGAAGUCCUAUUUGCUUUCCUCAGUUGGGCAGCUUCAUUUUCACACGUGGAUGAGGAGUCUGGCAGCAAGAUGGACAUUCAUAAUCUCGCCACUGUGAUGACCCCAAAUAUACUUUAUUCUAAUACUAAGACGGCUAGCAUGGAUGAGAGCUUCUUGGCUAUUGAAGCCGUGACCUCUCUAAUUGCCUACAACGAUGUUAUGUGCGAGGUUCCCGAUGAUCUUCAAUCCAUUCUAAAUGAUACAAGCUUUUUCAAGGAUAGCGCCGAUAUUACCACCAAAGAGAUUCUUAAGAGAUACGGAGACUUUGGCAAGGGUGUCGUUGCUCAGCGAGUGACGCCGAAUAUAGAGCAAGGUGGCUCGGGAUCUACUCGUGGCAGCAACACGCCUAUCUCUGCUCGAAUUGAAAAUGAUCCUUCACAGGCGGCAGCAUGGCAGAUGCAGAGUUCAGUCCGACAUGUUCAGGCACCAGGAGGACCGGCCUAUGCAGCAAUGCCCACCAACUACCAAGGAGGGAACGAUUUCGGGCCACCACCAGAACAAUACCGCGCCCGCAGUGCCAGCGCAGGCAGUCAGAGGCCUACUCCGUCCGAUUCAGAACAGCUUCCAUAUCGUCCUAGUCCUGGUACAGGGCCCAUGGGAGUGGCUGGCUGA